Molecule: messenger RNA, 339 nt
Organism: Protopolystoma xenopodis
Lineage: Eukaryota; Metazoa; Platyhelminthes; Monogenea; Polystomatidea; Polystomatidae
Source: the annotation of a GenBank genome assembly
AUGUGGCUUCUGCCUCGUCUUGGCAGAACGAGGCAGGAGAGGCCGAAAGAACAUGUGCAGAAAGGGCCAAAAGUCUGCACUGAUGUUCAGCAAACCUCACCGAGCGCUAGAUCCGCUCCAGCGAUGACAACAUGUCAACGCUUCUCCAGACGAACCGAGUCGGCCUUAAAUGCACAAACGCACCGCUCCCGAUGGUUCCAAAUGCACACACGCAUCCUCGAAAUGCAGUUCUGCGGCCAUCUCAGACCGGGACAGAUGGGCUGGCCGCGAGGUCUAGCAACACAAAUUCUGAACUUCGACCCAGCCCAGGUCCUCCUCCGAUGUCCACUGACCACUUAA